AGGACGAAAAGCACAAUGCCGCACAGCCUCUCAUGUCGGGGCCGCUCUUUCUCUCUUCCGGAGGCGGUCAGGACGGGGUUUUCAGCUGCUGGAAGCGUCUCGGAAGGCAGCAAGGGAGUCUCGCAGAGCAAACCCCGGCUGCCCACAGACCCCAUAAAGCCCACAGACCCCACAGCACACAGAGGCCCCAAUGGCGGCCGCUGCCCGCCCCGCCUUCCCGGCGCCGAACCAACCGCCAGGCGGCAGAUGGCGGCUAAGGGCCUCCCCGCCCCGGCUGUGCCUGCGGGGGAAGCCGUUCCCCGAGCUUCGGAGGGGGGUCAUGGAGCGUGUGUUCACGCCGCUGGACUGCCUCCUGCCCGCCGGAAACCUGAAGUUUUGCCUUCUGAUUCUGAACCAGCCUUUCAACAAAGGUCAUUUUCAUUGUCUGUGGAGCAAAGCUUCUUGCCUGAUUACAUCAGUGGUGACUUUGAUUCCAUUCAGCCUGAAGUCAAGGAGUACUACAAGGCCAAGGGAUGUGAGUUAAUUGAGACCAUGGAUCAAGAUUUCACAGACUUCACCAAGUGCCUUCAGAUACUCCAGAGAAAGAUAGAGGAGAAGGGCCUGCAGAUCGAUAUGAUUGUGACUUUGGGUGGACUUGGAGGACGCUUUGACCAAAUAAUGGCAUCAGUGGAAACACUUUUUCAUGCAACAAAUAUCACUCCUUUUCCAGUGAUAGUUAUCCAGGAGUGCUCACUGAUUUACCUCCUUCAACCUGGCAAGCACGAGCUGCGAGUGGACACAGGACUGGAAGGUGCCUGGUGCGGCCUCAUCCCCAUCGGGAACCCCUGUGACAGUGUCACCACCACCGGCCUCAGGUGGAACCUCACUAAUCAGGUGCUGAAGUUUGGAACCCUUGUAAGUACUUCCAACACCUACGACAACUCUGGGAUUGUGACCAUUGAGACAGACAAGCCUUUGCUGUGGACAAUGGCUAUCAAAACAUAAGAUGGAACUACAGCUGCCUUUUCUGAUCCAACUCACAUUUCUGCAAAAUUUCAGAUUUCUUUGAAUGAAGACAAUAAAACUGUUCCUACAGGAAUAAGCACACACUGAUUUUAUGUACUGAAUGGAAAACAGGCCUGAAAUAAAAGUCACGACCAAAUCGAGAUGAGUAACUGAGUACUUCAUUCCAGUACCUCACUGCUCAAUCAGAAGACGUGCUGCCACCCCAUAUGACUGCAAACAAAAGUGGAUGCAAAGAACUGCUAAUUUGUUAGUUUGGAUAUUUUUACAGUGUAUUCUAUCCCAAUAUUAAAGUAUUUUCCCCCAUUACCAAAAUUAAAUACGCUAAACAAACUUCAUUAUGAAAAAGUGAUAGCAUGAAGUGUAAUUUCAAAUACUUUUCUUUCCCUAUUUCUAACAAACAUAGGUGCUGGUGAAAAUUACUCAGUAAGAGUAGUAGUUGAAACUUUCUACCUGUAAGGCGUGUCCACUGAAGCAGCUUUGGUUUUGCUGCAAUACCAAUAUUGGAUUUCACAAUUAUUAACUGAUUUUAAGAUCUGUAACACGAAACAGCACUGUAACUUCUACAAUUACCAAAUACUUACAGCAAGGUUUUUGGAGUGAAAUACAUGUUUCUUGCUCUCAA
Oxyura jamaicensis (ruddy duck) is the source of this 1627-nucleotide messenger RNA. RefSeq names its product thiamin pyrophosphokinase 1 (gene TPK1). The coding region runs from base 16 to 984 and encodes 322 amino acids. The record is from RefSeq and is a predicted model, not a curated record. Gene Ontology annotation, biological process: thiamine diphosphate biosynthetic process; thiamine metabolic process. The transcript is spliced from 7 exons. Lineage: Eukaryota; Metazoa; Chordata; Aves; Anseriformes; Anatidae. Gene Ontology annotation, molecular function: thiamine diphosphokinase activity; ATP binding; thiamine binding.